Messenger RNA from Fraxinus pennsylvanica, 1914 nucleotides. The record is from the annotation of a GenBank genome assembly. Lineage: Eukaryota; Viridiplantae; Streptophyta; Magnoliopsida; Lamiales; Oleaceae.
AUGAGAUAUACGCAUAGAGGGCAACUGGGGGACAGUUCCGGUCCGUCUGUGGGGAUAGAAAGGUCCGUUAAGAGGAGGACUUCUAAAAACGUGGUGUUCCCAACACGCCUUCGAGCAAUUAAGCCAAAUCCAAAUUAUUUUUGGGAGAAUUUUAUGGUGGGUAAUUCUGCUGCUGUAAUCAGGAGGCAGCAAUUCUUGGUAAGGUGUUUGGGAGGAGGAAAUAAUAGUGUAAACAAGAAUCUUCACAACAGUUCUCUCAGAAUGCAAUCUAUCGGGACUGGUGCUGGUGGGCUCACUUUGGAGAGUGAUGUUAUCAACAUUUUGAGAUCAAUUACUCCUUCUUUAGGCCCUUCUCGGCAUAAAGGCCAAGCUGGGAAGAUAGCUGUCGUGGGUGGUUGCCGUGAAUACACAGGAGCUCCAUACUUUUCUGCUAUUUCAGCUUUAAAAAUUGGUGCAGAUUUAUCGCACGUGUUCUGUACAAAGGAUGCUGCUCCAGUUAUUAAAGGUUACAGCCCAGAGUUGAUCGUGCACCCUAUUCUGGAAGAAUCUUAUGGUGUUAGGGAUGAGUAUAAAAGAUCAACAUCAGACAAGGUGAUCGCUGAGGUUGAUAAGUGGAUGGGGAGAUUUGAUUGUUUAGUCGUCGGUCCUGGUCUGGGGAGAGACCCGUUUCUCCUGGACUGUGUCAGUGAGAUCAUGAAGCAUGCCAGGGAAUCCAAUGUCCCGAUUGUCGUAGAUGGGGAUGGGCUUUUUCUUGUUACAAAUUGCCUUGACUUGGUCAGAGAUUAUCACUUGGCUGUCCUGACUCCUAACAUUAAUGAGUAUAAGCGACUUGUUCAGAAAGUUUUAAAUUGUGAAGUAAAUGAUCAAGAAGGACCUCAGCAAUUACUUUCUCUUGCGAAAGGAUUAGGGGGUGUAACCAUUUUAAGGAAAGGAGAAUCUGAUUAUAUCAGCAAUGGUGAAGAAGUUAGUGCAGUGAACAUUUUUGGCUCUCCUCGGCGCUGUGGUGGCCAGGGUGAUAUACUCUCGGGAAGGCAAUUGAUCUUCUUCUUCUGCGUUUAUCCAAAUCCAAGUUCUUUUUGGGAGAACUUUAUGGUGGGUAAUUCUGCUGCUGUAAUCAGGAGGCAGCAAUUCUUGGUAAGGUGUUUGGGAGGAGGAAAUAGUAGUGUAAACAAGAAUCUUCACAACAGUUCUCUCAGAAUGCAAUCUAUUGUGACUGGUGCUGGUGGGCUCACUUUGGAGAGUGACGUGAUCAACAUUUUGAGAUCAAUUACUCCUUCUUUAGGCCCGUCUAGGCAUAAAGGCCAAGCUGGGAAGAUAGCUGUUGUGGGUGGUUGCCGUGAAUACACAGGAGCUCCAUACUUUUCUGCUAUUUCAGCUUUGAAAAUUGGCGCCGAUUUAUCGCAUGUAUUCUGUACAAAAGAUGCUGCUCCAGUUAUUAAAGGUUACAGCCCAGAGUUGAUCGUGCACCCUAUACUGGAAGAAUCUUAUAGUGUUAGGGAUGAGUAUAAAAGAUCAACAUCAGACAAGGUGAUCGCUGAGGUUGAUAAGUGGAUGGGGAGAUUUGAUUGUUUAGUCGUCGGUCCAGGUCUGGGGAGAGACCCGUUUCUCCUGGACUGUGUCAGUGAGAUCAUGAAGCAUGCCAGGGAAUCCAAUGUCCCGAUUGUCGUAGAUGGGGAUGGGCUUUUUCUUGUUACAAAUUGCCUUGACUUGGUCAGAGAUUAUCACUUGGCUGUCCUGACUCCUAACAUUAAUGAGUAUAAGCGACUCGUUCAGAAAGUUUUAAAUUGUGAAGUAAAUGAUCAAGAUGGACCUCAGCAAUUACUUUCUCUUGCGAAAGGAUUAGGGGGUGUAACCAUUUUAAGGAAAGGAGAAUCUGAUUAUAUCAGCAAUGGUGAAGAAGGUACCUUUUACUAG